This is a messenger RNA of Panicum hallii, 999 nucleotides long. RefSeq names its product putative F-box/LRR-repeat protein 23. Gene Ontology annotation, molecular function: protein binding. NCBI's taxonomy places the organism in Eukaryota, Viridiplantae, Streptophyta, Magnoliopsida, Poales, Poaceae. The transcript has 2 exons. The record is from RefSeq and is a predicted model, not a curated record. The coding region runs from base 1 to 999 and encodes 332 amino acids.
AUGUCGUCCUCCGCGGCGCCGCCGCUGCCGGCGAGUUACUGGGCGGGUCUCCCACAUCACGUCCUGUGGUCUGUCUUCACCGUGUUGGGACAGCGCGAGAUCCUCUCCGGCGCCGGGCUGGCGUGCGUCGCGUGGUGGCGAUUCGCGCGCGACGAGCCCGCCCUGUGGCGCCGGAUCAAUCUGACGGCUGCGCCGCCGGACGAGGAUGACACGGUGGAUGAUGAUAUUGACGACGAGUAUCUCAGCGACGAUGACGAGUACCUCGGCGACAACAACAACGAGAGCUUGUGCGAUGACCAUCCUGUCUCUGUCUGCCAGGAGAAAACACCCGCCAAGGUCUGCGACGAGUCAUCAGGAUGGAAAGCGAUGGCGCUGGCCGCCGUCCACCGCUGCGCCGGCCAGUGCGAGGCUUUCUGGGGCCGCGCUGACGACGACGUCUUGCUCUACCUCGCCGACAGGGCGUCAUCUAUGAAAAGCCUCCGUGUCACAUCACAUUACGAUGUGUCCUCUGAAGUGUUCGCUGAGGUGAUCAAGAAAUUCCCUCUGCUGGAGGAGCUCGAGCUAGUGCUCAAACCUGAGGCCUGGAACUACACAACCAAAUCAGGACAACCACCUACCAAUUCCUGGGUGGAGCUGUUCCAAUCCGCUUGUGAAGCUUGCAGCCAUCUGCACAGUUUCACCGUGCGCCGUGCCUGCAAAGUGACGCGCUCGGACACCUACUAUCUAAGGGAACGCAGCAGCCCAACACCUUUCUCAAUUCCAGUGAUGCACGGCCUACACUCCCUCGAGCUUUCUGAUGGCAGCUUCACCCAGGAUGUGGUGAUGCAGAUUGUCGACAAAUGCCCUGGUCUCGAGUCUCUCGACAUUAGCGAUGUGCCCAUAUACCGAUGGGAUGAAGAGCUGAGGAACAAGUGCUCUAGGAUAAAGGAUCUCAAACUUCAAGUUUCGUGUUAUUACGACACUGAUAGCGAUGAUAGCGAUUACUAUGAUAUCUCAUGA